CAGGAAUCAGGUAAUGGAGAGUUAUAUGAGUCCAAGACUCUACAAGGCAGCGGCAACAGGAGAUGUUCAUUAUCUAUCCUCAAAUGAAAUCUCUGAGGAGUUAAACCUAUCCUCAGAUACAGAAUCCGAGGAGAGGAAAGAGAGGCUUAGACACCAUCUCCUCUGUUUGACACACGAGAAAAACAAUUGCCUGCACAUAGCAGCGAGGUUUGGAUACAAAGCGUUUGUGGAGAGAGUUCUUACUCUUUGCCCUUCCCUUGUAUAUCACCAAGACAAGAGAGGAGACAACCCACUUCAUGUUGCUGCCAGGGCUGGUCACCUUCGCAUCGUCGAACUCCUUACCGAUUCCUUUAAGAAGCUUCAGUCUCCUCAAAGUACUGAAAAUAAUAGAGCAGUAACCGGAGAGGGGAACAAUGAGAACAACACAGAACCUCCUCGCACUUCUCAGAGUCAAAGUAGCUCUAGAAAUAGUGCAACUACAGGAGAUGAUAUAACUUUAGGGAGGUCUCUCAGAGAAGCUGAGGAAGGGGAAAGGCCUUCAUGUCCAGACUGGGGGACUCAAAAUCAACAGAUGAUGAAUAGCAUGACGAGUCUCAUCGAUUCGAUUGAUCAAACUCAUCCUCCAAGUUCUCAAAUUGAAAGUAGUAGUAGUACAGGAAAAAUAGUAAAUGGGAUAACAUCAUCAGAAAAGCCUUCACUGCCAAUAUGGAGAACUGAAAACAAUUAUGGCAACACCGCUCUCCAUGAAGCGUUACUGAGCAAACACAAAAAGGUGGCAUUCCAUUUACUGGACCUGAACAGUGAACUGGUCAUCCUUGUUGUCAAUACGAAAGGUGAGAGUCCGUUGUACCUGGCUGCUGAAGCUGGCUUUGUCACCGUUGUAGAUAAGAUCCUUGGUGCAGGCGGGAGGAACAACGUUGUUGGACCGAUGGGUCAGACUGCCUUACAUGCCGCAAUUUCCACAGUAUGCAUAAAAUCUCUGCACAAUUCGAUUCCGGAACUCAUCAGAAAACGAGAUUCAUAUGGAAAAACAGCUCUUUAUUAUGCAGCGCAGUCAAAUUAUAUCAAGAUAAUGCGUCAGCUACUGAAGUUGGAUGCUUCUUCUGCAUACAUACAUGACAAUGAAGGGCUCUCACCUCUGUUAGCUGCUGCCAGCAUGGGUCGUUCUGCAACUGUUCGAGCUAUACUAGAUGCGUGCCCAGCUUCAGUUGAGUCUUCAGAUGACUCUGGCCACAAUGCGCUUCACCAAGCUGUGAAAUAUAACACUCUAAUUACGUUUAAACAAUUGUUGAAAAUGCCAGAAAUGAUGUCCCUUAUUAACGAACCUAACCACGAAGGGAACACGCCGCUGCAUCUAGCAACCAUGUACCGUAGAGAUGAGAUGGUAAGUGCGUUGUUCUCUACAAAACGUGUGGACUUGACAGCCAAGAACAAUCUCGGGCAAACAGCUUUAGAUUUGUGCGUUUUGGACACCAGACCUGUCCCUUUAAAUUUACAUGUACUUUGA
Telopea speciosissima is the source of this 1507-nucleotide messenger RNA. Its product is annotated as protein ACCELERATED CELL DEATH 6-like. NCBI's taxonomy places the organism in Eukaryota, Viridiplantae, Streptophyta, Magnoliopsida, Proteales, Proteaceae. Gene Ontology annotation, molecular function: protein phosphatase regulator activity; protein phosphatase 1 binding. Gene Ontology annotation, cellular component: plasma membrane. The coding region runs from base 14 to 1507 and encodes 497 amino acids. The transcript has 2 exons. The record is from RefSeq and is a predicted model, not a curated record.